CAACUCUCAACACAGUACCUUGAUCGCCGAUUGAGCACCUACUCUUUUUCCAGGGAGCUCUAAGUGAUGAUUAUGCUCUUCUCACACGUCCACCUCUAGUCAACAUCUUUGUAAUUCCAAAAGAAUCUAAGAGCGCACCUCACUUAGUACCUGCUUACAAAACAUUUACUCACACCUUUCUGAGCAGCUUCAACCUCACCAAAUACUUCGACCCUUAAGCCACUCUAUACAGUAGUAUCGAGUAUCGGGCCCUACGAGUCCAACCAACUCCCAGAAUGAAGCUCGUACUCUCAACUUCCAAUAUAAUGUCCGGAGGUCCCUCCGUAAUCCGACGUCCAACCUUCGAGAAAUCAAACACAGAACUCACAUCCUCCCUGCGCGCAAACUUCACCGCCCACCAAUCCUCCCCGAGCCCUUCCGCUUCUCACUCAAACACUCUCAACGGCGCCCUAACAACUACCGUAACAACUGCAGCAGCAAUAACAACCCCCCUCUCAAAACCCUCCUUCCGAACAUGGACAACACAAGAAAAAGAUACUUUGUACAUACCCUCACAAACACCUAGUCCCUUGACUGAACCCCGAGAAGCCUACGACAUCACAGUGAAACUCUUCUAUCUGCCAAAUAUUCCAGCAAACCGGCGCUGCAUCCAAACCCGCGAAGCCAUAGACAUCGUUCUCCGCGAACUAGGCACCACAUCCAUUGACCUACUCAUUGUGUCCUUCCCGGGAAUCUCCUUCGACGCGGAUGACGAAGACUCGGAUUCCGAGCUCGAAACCCCGCCGUCGCAGCCGCAAUCACAAUCGCCACCGUCCAUCCUGCCUUCCACCUCUACAGAAGACGGAGAAACUGUGCCAGAAGACAUCGACACUAUGAUUACAACGUGGCAGACGCUGGAAACAUUGCAUGAGGACAAGAUCAUCGCAAAAUUAGGCGUAGCGGAAUUCGGGUGUCAGCGGUUAGGCAAGUUCCUCCCUCGGACACGGGUGCGGCCCAGUGUGGAUCAGAUUAAUGUUAGGGACUGUUGCGUAGUGCCUAAGCCGCUGAUAUUGUAUGCGAAGAAAGAGAGCAUUGAACUGUUGACGCAUAAUGAUUGCACUAAUGUGUUACCGCGGGGUACGCUGAGGGAGAUUUUGGGAGCGGGCGAGAAAGGAUUCGGGGUUUUGAGUGGGGGGGGUGAGGGAGAGGGGUUGAGUGGUGAUGUUGAGCCGCAGUGGGUGGUGAAGUAUACCGCUGUGGUUAAGGAUAGGGGGGUUGUGGAAAGUAAGGGUUACUUUGCUAUCAUGCACAUUUUGAACACUCUAGAGCAGCCUGGUUCCAUUACUACCGCAACACUCAAGAGGAGGAAGGAACACCAAGGAAGAUUCAAAUAUGAGACAUGGAACAUAAAAACCGGCAUAUACUGCGACUGUAUCUCACUUCCUCCCUCAAGACUUCCUUUAGGCAUUCCCUGA
Molecule: messenger RNA, 1454 nt
Organism: Lindgomyces ingoldianus
Lineage: Eukaryota; Fungi; Ascomycota; Dothideomycetes; Pleosporales; Lindgomycetaceae
Exons: 4
Coding region: 276-1454 (392 amino acids)
Biological process (GO): glutathione biosynthetic process
Cellular component (GO): glutamate-cysteine ligase complex
Molecular function (GO): enzyme regulator activity; glutamate-cysteine ligase catalytic subunit binding
Source: RefSeq, a predicted model, not a curated record